AUGGCCCUCUCCAAGAACCCCGCCCUCACGAGAUUCCUCUCCGACUUCACCCUCGGCUUCUCUGACGGUCUGACUGUGCCAUUUGCCCUUACCGCGGGCCUCAGCUCUCUGGGCAAGGCCGACACCGUCAUCUACGCGGGCCUCGCCGACCUCUGCGCCGGCAGCAUCAGCAUGGGCAUCGGCGGCUACCUCUCCGCCCUCGACGAGCUGCCCGCGUCGCCGACCAACGACGACGGAAACGACGACGAGGAGCUACGCGGCAUGCUUCGCCGACGCAGUAGCGACGAUGACGGGAAUGCCGCCGCGUAUGAAAAGGGCGACGUGACCACCCAGCAGGAACUGGUCGUCCUGCGCCACCUCGAGCCGCUCUGCCUGUCCGCGACCAUGGCAGCCAACGUUGUCGCCACGCUUCGCGGUCAAUCAGGCGGCCUGGACCGCGCCGUCGCCGGCAUCGAGACGCACAACGACGACGUGGUCGGCACCGUCGACGCGCCCCUGCCCAUCUGGCCCUUCGCCUCGGGCCUCUCCAUUGCGCUGGGCUACGCCAUCGGCGGGGCCAUCCCGCUGCUGCCGUACCUCUUCGCCGCUACCGUCGGCCUCGGCCUGCGCUGGAGCAUCGGCCUCUGCCUGGCGGCGCUGCUGUCGUUUGGCGCCGGCAAGAAGUGGCUGCUGGGCGGCGAGCGCGUCCGCUGGCAGCAGUGCGCCUGGUCGGGGCUGCAGAUGCUGGCUCUGGGCAGCGUGGCGGCCGCGGCAGCGGUGGCGGCAGUGCAUCUGCUGGGCUCGGUUACGGAGACGCCGUGA
Messenger RNA from Beauveria bassiana ARSEF 2860, 801 nucleotides. Its product is annotated as vacuolar iron transporter Ccc1. Gene Ontology annotation, biological process: intracellular manganese ion homeostasis. The transcript has a single exon. Lineage: Eukaryota; Fungi; Ascomycota; Sordariomycetes; Hypocreales; Cordycipitaceae. The record is from RefSeq and is a predicted model, not a curated record. Gene Ontology annotation, molecular function: iron ion transmembrane transporter activity; manganese ion transmembrane transporter activity. Bases 1 to 801 code for a protein of 266 amino acids. Gene Ontology annotation, cellular component: fungal-type vacuole membrane.